AUGUUGCUCCAGUCCGCUUUUUUUGCUUUCACACUCGCAAGCUCUGUCUUCGCCCAGGAUUUCAGCUUGGCCACCGUUAAAAAGGCGUUCGAGAAAGAUCUGGUCACCGGAAACUUGAGCAUGCCAUUCCACCCCAGAGUCCUACUAGAAGUUACCUUUCCUCAAACGACUGGCUGGUCUGUUACUGUUCAAGCCGGAAUUCAUCUUUCAAGGAAUGAAACUGCUGGCCCUCCCGUCUUCCGUGUCAUUGGGCCGGCUGGAAGAGGUCCUUUUGUUGUAGCCACGGUUGACCUCGACGCACCCACCCCUCAGACACGCAAUUUGUCACAAAUACGUCACUUCCUAGGAGGAAACUUUUUCAUCAAGCAUUCAAGGGACCACUUUCAGAAGGACCAUUUGCUAUUGACCAACACUACUCCAGCUCUCAGCGAAUUCCAACGACCUACGCCUCCCGCCAACUCAGAUCCACAUCGAUAUGUUUUCUUGUUAUUCAAACAGUCAAAGGCGUUCAAAACUCAAACCCUUGUCACGCCAGAAACCUCUAUCAUCAGUUUUAAUAUAAGCACCUUCGCAGAUGCGGUCGGACUUGGUCGACCCCUUGGAGGAACUUUCAUGUUCGUCGCACCUGAUCCCACUGAUCCCAUAAUAGAGUGA
Molecule: messenger RNA, 654 nt
Organism: Psilocybe cubensis
Lineage: Eukaryota; Fungi; Basidiomycota; Agaricomycetes; Agaricales; Agrocybaceae
Exons: 4
Coding region: 1-654 (217 amino acids)
Biological process (GO): regulation of Ras protein signal transduction; regulation of proteolysis
Molecular function (GO): peptidase inhibitor activity; phospholipid binding
Source: RefSeq, a predicted model, not a curated record